Molecule: messenger RNA, 1513 nt
Organism: Chrysoperla carnea
Lineage: Eukaryota; Metazoa; Arthropoda; Insecta; Neuroptera; Chrysopidae
Gene: Usp39
Product: U4/U6.U5 tri-snRNP-associated protein 2
Exons: 5
Coding region: 1-1491 (496 amino acids)
Biological process (GO): protein deubiquitination; mRNA processing; spliceosomal complex assembly
Molecular function (GO): zinc ion binding; cysteine-type deubiquitinase activity
Source: RefSeq, a predicted model, not a curated record
AUGUCUGAAAUGAAAUCAGAUGAACCAGCUUUAAAAAAGAUAAAAUUAGAGUUAAAAGGUAAAGUAAAAACAACAACAACAAAUAAUAAUAGAUUAUGUCCAUAUUUAGAUACAAUAAAUAGACAAGUAUUAGAUUUUGAUUUUGAAAAGUUAUGUUCGGUAUCGUUAAGUCGUAUAAAUGUGUACGCGUGUUUAGUUUGUGGUAAAUAUUAUCAAGGUAGAGGUACGAAUACACAUGCUUAUACACAUUCAGUUGCUGAAUCACAUCAUGUUUAUUUAAAUUUACAUACAUUAAAGUUUUAUUGUUUACCAGAUAAUUAUGAAAUUAUAGAUUCAUCUUUAGAUGAUAUUAAAUAUGUAUUAAAUCCAACAUUUACAUCAAAACAAAUCUUAGAUUUAGACAAGUCUGAUAAGUUAUCACGUGCUAUUGAUGGUAGCAUGUACUUACCAGGGAUUGUUGGAUUAAAUAAUAUUAAAGCAAAUGAUUAUUGUAAUGUUAUCUUACAAGCAUUAUCACACGUAUCACCAUUACGUAAUUAUUUUUUACGUGAAGAGAACUAUGCGAACAUAAAACGACCGCCAGGUGAUUCAUCAUUCUUAUUGGUACAACGUUUUGGUGAGCUGAUGCGUAAAUUAUGGAAUCCACGUAACUUUAAAGCGCAUGUGUCACCACAUGAGAUGUUACAAGCGGUUGUAUUAUGGAGUCGUAAAAAGUUUCAAUUUAUCGAACAAGGUGAUCCGAUUGACUUCUUAUCAUGGUUCUUGAAUGCAUUACAUCGUACACUUAAUGGUACAAAAAAAAUGAAUUCAAGUAUCAUUUAUAAAUCAUUUAUGGGUCGUAUGCGAAUCUAUACCAGAAAAUUACCACCAACGGAGCUGGAUGACAAACAAAAGAAACUGUUGUUACAAUCAGAAGAAUAUCAAGAACAUUCGGAGGAGUCAACAUUCUUAUAUUUAACAUGUGAUUUACCAGCACCUCCACUAUUUAUUGAUGAAUUCCGUGAGAAUAUUAUACCGCAAGUGAACUUGUAUCAGUUGUUAACGAAGUUCAAUGGAUUAACGGAGAAAGAAUAUAAAACAUAUAAAGAGAACUUUCUAAAACGUUUUCAAAUCAUUCAAUUGCCGCCAUAUUUAAUUUUAUAUAUAAAACGUUUUACAAAGAACACAUUCUUUAUUGAAAAGAAUCCAACGAUUGUUAACUUCCCCGUCAAGAACAUUGAUUUUGGGGAUAUUUUAACGGACGACAUUAAAUUGAAACAUAAUAUGGAACGAGGUGGUACGAUUUAUGAUUUGGUAGCGAACAUUGUCCAUGAUGGCGAACCAAACAAAGGUACAUAUCGAGUACAUGUCUUACAGAAGGGCUGUAAUAAAUGGUACGAGAUGCAAGAUUUACAUGUUAUUGAUAUUCUACCACAAAUGAUUACAUUAACGGAGGCUUACAUUCAAAUCUAUGAAUUAAGAAAACCAGCUUCAUCAACCGUCAAUCAUUAAUUAUUUAAAUACUACAUUUAUA